UCUCUCUUUUUAAGGAAAGGCUUUUUCUCGUUUACAUAAUAAACCUUGUGACAAUGGCGUCUUGUUGAUCUCGCUUAUUUAGCGUUUUUGAUUUCCUGAAUUGGCGGCUGCUGCGGGAUGUUCGGAGAUUUUGGCGAGGGCUACGUUUUAUUUUGAUCAUUUGGUUUUGGUUUUGGUUUGUAUUGCGGAGCUUAUAUCUAGCUCUUAUUUAGUAUCAUAUAAGAUCAUUCGUAUGCAUUUUCUUUCCGGAACACAAGAAGAAUUACAUGGUAGUCAUUCAUUUCAUUUGCUGGGACGUUUCAGGAUUCCCAGCAAAGUCUCCUGCUAAUCCCAACUCCCCCAACCACCUCUGCUUCAAUCUGCUCUCCCAUGGUGGACGUGGGCAAGUGGCCCCUUCUCAGCCUGCUGGGGCCCCUGGAAAUUGCAUCCGUCCGUCAGGCCUGUGUCUUUGGCACUUCUGCCAGCGAGGGUAUAUACUGCACGCAGGACAAUGAGGUCUAUGUGCUUGGGAUGAACUGCAGUAACUGCCUGGGAACAGGGGACAACCAGAGUACGAUCGUCCCUAAGAAAGUGGAAUGUCUAACGGGCAAACGGGUGCUCAGCUUCAGCUUCGGCAGCGGGCCACACAUCAUGCUGGCUACUGAAGAGGGUGAGCUGUUUGCUUGGGGACACAAUGGCUAUAAUCAGUUGGGCAACGGGACGACAAAUCAGAGCAUGGUGCCAAUUCUUCUAUCUGCCAACUUCCUGGACAAGAAGGUGGUGGAGGUGGCCUGUGGGUCUCAUCACUCCCUGGCCCGUACCUGCGAGGGAGAGGUGUACGCAUGGGGCUUCAACAACUGUGGCCAGGUGGGAUCUGGAUCUACAGCCAACCAGCCCACACCCCGUAAGGUGUCCAGCUGCCUGCAGAACAGGGUGGUGAUCAGCAUCGCCUGCGGCCAGAGCUCCUCCAUGGCGGUUCUGGACAACGGUGAGGUGUGUGGCUGGGGCUACAGUGGGAACGGCCAGCUGGGCCUGGGCAACAACGCCAACCAGCUGAGUCCGUGUCGAUUGGCAGCACUUCAAAACUUCUGUGUGAUACAGGUCGCCUUUGGCAAUGCUCACACAAUGGCCCUGACAGACGGUGGCUUGCUCUAUGCCUGGGGGUGCAACACGUACGGCCAGCUGGGCACAGGCAGCAAGACCAACGAGUUCAGCCCUGUGCAAGUCAUGUUUGAGAAGGAGAGCAGGGUCAUGGAGAUCGCAGCCUGUCAUCCCACAAACACAUCAGCCGCCAGGACGCAGAGCGGCCAGGUCUACAUGUGGGGUCAGUGCCGAGGCCAGUCCGUGGUGCUGCCGCUCCUCACCCAUUUCACCUGCACGGAUGAUGUCUUCGCCUGCUUUGCCACGCCCCCCGUCAUGUGGCGCCUGCUGUCCGUGGAUCAAGGUGACUUUCUAACAGUGGCCCAGUCCAUGAAAAAUGAGUUUGACAACCCAGAGACGUCAGACCUCAAGUUCUGUGUAGAAGGGAAGCACAUUCAUGUCCAUAAGUCUUUCUUGAAAAUCAGGUGUAAACACUUCCGCUCCAUGUUUCAGUCCCACUGGUCUGAAGAUAUGAAGGAGGAGAUCGAGCUCGACCAAUACUCCUAUCCUGUGUAUCGUGCCUUCCUGGAGUUCCUCUAUACUGACACCGUGGAACUGUCCCCUGAACAUGCUAUUGGUCUGCUGGACCUGGCAACUUCCUACUGUGAGAACCGGCUGAAGAGACUGUGUCAGAACAUCAUCAUGGGUGGAAUCACGGUGGAGAAUGCCUUCAAUCUACUGUCUGCAGCCGUCAGAUACGAAGCACAGGAUCUUGAGGAGUUCUGCUUCAAGUACUGUGUGAACCACCUGACUCGGGUCACACAGACUGAGGCCUUCUGGCAGAUUGAAGGCGACCUGCUCAAGGAGUUCAUAAGCAAAGUCAGCCGAUGUGGAGCCUUCAAAAACUAACAGGAAGCACGGGAUCCUCCUUCUGUACCAACAGGGGGCGCUGAUGGAGAUGAGCGGGACAUGGCCAUCAGUGAGACUCUUCAGUUUCACCCGUCAGCGUUCCUGGGCGUGCUGUGUCAGUACCAUAGCUUUACCGAAGUAGGAACCAUACAAUGUUUCUCCUUAGAAAGCGUCAGUUUGAGCAUAAUAUUAAUAUAGCAUCUGCAGAAUUAAGUCACGACUGGUUGCGGGAAAAAUGAAUUUAUAUACAACUGUCACAGUAUAUAAGAUUACUAUAAAAAAUAUUAUUCUUCUACUUUUCCAACCUCUCUGCUGGAGUAGUUUGCAGGGCCAGCUUGGGGGGUUCUGCCUUCCACAGUGUGGUGGCUUCGGUGACGUCACCGCUGAAGUGGUUUGGGAAGUAUGGGCUCUUCCAAAGACCUGCUUAAAUGAAACACUGUGGAUGUAGGCUGCUCAUGCGAGCAAAGUCCGUACCAGGACACCGCUGGUCUGAUCUUUAUCUUCCACUAAAAUAAAUGCCACUUGUUAUGGCCAGGUUAGUUUGGAUUGAUCUUAGAUAUCACUAUAAAUACACAUUUAAAUGAGAGAAUGAAUAAUGAAUAAAUAUAGUUUACUUUGGGUGGAUUUUUCUUCUCUGUGGAGUGGACUGCAGUUCUGAAAUUGAAUACAUUUUGGAAUAAAUGUUUUUUUUAAGUUUCA
Paramormyrops kingsleyae is the source of this 2667-nucleotide messenger RNA. Its product is annotated as RCC1 and BTB domain-containing protein 1-like. The record is from RefSeq and is a predicted model, not a curated record. NCBI's taxonomy places the organism in Eukaryota, Metazoa, Chordata, Actinopteri, Osteoglossiformes, Mormyridae. Gene Ontology annotation, molecular function: protein binding.